AUGGCCAACAAGCUCAAAGUAGACCAGCUCCGGGACCAAUUGGCCCAGCGCGGCCUCAGCACCGCCGGAACCAAGCCCGUCCUGGUCUCGAGGCUCGAGUCCGCUCUUCUCCAAGACAACAACCAAACGGCAGACGCCGGCGACGGUUCAGUGACUAAAAAAAGGGGACGGAACUCCAAUGAAGACGAGGAUUCGGCCGCGUCGGAGAAAAUCAAGGCGACUGAGAAAUUCCGGAGUAUGAAUAUCAAGCAACUCCGCGAAGAGGCAACUCUCCGCGGAGUUGCGGCUACCGGCUCCAAGAAGGAGUUGCUCGAGCGGCUUUGUGAAGAUUCCGGGAAGGAUUCCGAUGACAUUGCUGCAACUAAAGAAGAAGGGAAUGACAGCAAGGAGAAGAUGGUUACUGCUACCAAGAAAGGUUCGGCGGUGUUGGAUCAGUGGCUGCCGGAUCACAUUAAGACACAUUAUCAUGUUUUGCAACUGGGUGAUGAUGUGUAUGAUGCCAUGUUGAACCAGACCAAUGUUGGCCAUAACAAUAACAAGUUCUUUGUGCUCCAAGUUCUUCAAUCCGAUGAUGGUAGUAGUUUCAUGGUUUACUAUAGAUGGGGGAGAGUAGGUGUCAAGGGUCAAAACAAGUUACUAGGCCCUUACACCCGAGACAAAGCAAUCGAUGAAUUUGAAAAGAAAUUCUCUGACAAAACCAGGAAUGAUUGGUCUGACCGAAAAACAUUCCAGUCAUUCCCAAAGUGCUAUGUGUGGUUAGAAAUGGAUUAUAGCGAAAAGGAAGGUCAAUCAGCUGUGAAAAAGAAUGGCCCAGCUUUAGUAGCUCAACCUUCGGAAAUAAAACUUGAUCCCCGUAUUGCAAAGUUUGUAUCUCUUAUCUGCAACGUUGCCAUGAUGAAGCAGUAUAUGAUGGAAAUAGGAUACAAUGCUGAUAAGUUGCCACUGGGGAAGCUGAGCAAAUCAACAAUUCUAAAGGGUUAUAACAUCCUGAAGAGUAUCGCUGAUGUGAUUGACCAGUCUGAUAGAAGAAUGCUUGAACAAUUAAGUAAUUUUGUGAUUGAUACUCCUCAGAAGUUGAAGCAAAAGUUGGAAAUGGUUGAAGCACUCGGUGAAAUUGAAGUUGCAACAAAAUUGUUGAACGAUGAUACUGGGACACAGGAAGAUCCCUUGUACUCUAAUUACCAGAGCCUCCGCUGUGAUCUGAUACCGCUUGGCGCCGAUUCAGAUGAAUUUGAUAUGGUUUCAAAGUAUUUGCAUAAUACCCAUGCAAAGACGCAUUCAAAUUAUACUGUUGAUAUCGUUCAGAUAUUUCGUGCAUCGAGAGAGGGUGAAGCUGAACGUUACAGAAAGUUUUUAAGUAUGAAAAAUAGAAUGCUUCUAUGGCAUGGCUCUCGUCUCACAAAUUGGGCUGGCAUUUUAUCUCAAGGUUUGCGCAUAGCUCCACCUGAAGCUCCCGUAACUGGUUACAUGUUUGGGAAAGGGAUUUACUUCGCCGACAUGUUCUCCAAAAGUGCAAACUAUUGCUAUGCUAAAAAUUCUAUAAAAGCUGGUGUGCUGCUGCUGUGUGAGGUUGCACUGGGUGACAUGGCUGAGCUUUUAACUGCCAAAUAUGAUGCUGACAAGUUACCAGAAGGAAAGCUAAGCACAAAGGGAGUUGGUGGAACUGAACCAGAUCUUUCCGAAGCUCAGUUACUAGAGGAUGGUGUUAUGGUUCCCCUAGGAAAGCCAAAGGAGAAUCCACGCAAGGGUGCUUUACUUUACAACGAGUACAUAGUUUACAAUGUCGACCAGAUUCGGAUGCGCUAUGUUGUUCAAGUGAAUUUCAAUUUCAAGAGAUAG
This is a messenger RNA of Fragaria vesca subsp. vesca, 1839 nucleotides long. RefSeq names its product poly [ADP-ribose] polymerase 2-like. The record is from RefSeq and is a predicted model, not a curated record. Bases 1 to 1839 code for a protein of 612 amino acids. The transcript is spliced from 17 exons. Gene Ontology annotation, molecular function: NAD+ poly-ADP-ribosyltransferase activity. Lineage: Eukaryota; Viridiplantae; Streptophyta; Magnoliopsida; Rosales; Rosaceae.